Molecule: messenger RNA, 1149 nt
Organism: Spirometra erinaceieuropaei
Lineage: Eukaryota; Metazoa; Platyhelminthes; Cestoda; Diphyllobothriidea; Diphyllobothriidae
Source: the annotation of a GenBank genome assembly
AUGCACCAGUUCACCUGCUACUACUUUUGUAGUCUUUGUCUGGCUGUCAUCAUUCUCAAUAGCUUUGCCAUCGUAAUAACGGUAGGUUCGUCUCAUGACCAGACUUUGGGUGGUUUUACCAACAGCUCGCCCCGAUGUAUCCUCCUCGAGUCUUCAGUCCUUAUUUUAAACAUGCUCAUGGUCUGCAGUCUGGUACAGUUAACUGCGGACCGUUUCAUCGCCGUUUGCAUGCCACUGAAGUACUGGAAUCUCAUGACCAAAAAGCGCUGUAUUACCGCAAUCGCUGUAGGCUGGGUCAUUGCGCUGUUGUUCAUUCUCGUCUCCCGUACGCUCUACCCCUUCUACUCGCCUCGGAAGACGGUGCAUCUGGUCUCCAAUCCAUCCUCCUUUCAGUCUUUCGCAUUCCCACAUGACUUUCUCGAUUGUUUUAUCUUAGCCACACGUGAUGAUCAUGGACAACGACCAUUCCUCUUCGUCUACCUGCUGGGAGCUUACCUAAUUCCCCUCUGUUUCGUCGUCUUUGCGUACCUCCGCAUUUACCUACUUGUGAAGAGGGCAGCGAACGGGUGUGAUGCUAAGGGUAUAUGCAUCCUCAAUUUACGUCGCAGGGUCUCCGCUCCAGAGCCUGCAUCCAUAUUUCGUUCUACUUUUCGUAGUUUCAGCACUGCAACGUCAACUCAAAUGGCGGAGGAGGGUGGAAAACCCAGAGAGACUCGCAAUCUUCUGCCACCAACGUCCGCCAAUGAGAUAAAUUCCAGUCAAGACAGUAGAGUGGAGUCAUCUAGCCAAGUUCGCAGUGGCUUUAGCGAGACCCGAGCCGCCAAAACUGCUUUCUGCGUUGUUUUCACGUUUUUUGGUCUCACUCUUCCCUACAUGUGUGUCAUUGUUUACGAGGCCCUGAAGGGUGACGCAGGAGGAUUCGUAGAAGCCCGUUCGGGACACGCAUCUGCCACACUGAUUUCCCAGCAGAGUAUCAAGGAUCUGGUUUGUCACCUAAGUGUAUUGCUGCUCUACUCAAACACAAUCCUCACUCCUAUAGUGUAUAUUUGUCGAGAUGGAAUGUUAAGAAAACGAUUUCGGAGUUUUAACCGUAGUCUGCGUCAAAUGCAGAGCAUACGCAAAGGAAACCCAGUACCCAGGACACAAUGA